ACACUAAAAGCCAAUGCUAUACGGAGAACGGUCAGGACUACAGAGGGACUGUGUCAAAGAAUGAGAAAAAUGAAGAAUGCUUAUCGUGGGACUCUCCUUCACUAAUUAGGAGGGAUUACCAUGCUGGUGUGAGAGAUGCCCUGCAGCUUGGACUGGGGAAACACAACUACUGCAGAAACCCGGAUGGAAAAGCUAAGCCCUGGUGUUACAUUAAAAGGGGAUAUUGGACUUUGGAAACAGACUGUGACAUACAACUGUGUCCCACAGAGAGAGAAGCCACGUGUGGCCAGAGGAGCUCCAGCAAGUACUUCAAGAUCGUGGGCGGAAGCAUUGCAGCUAUUGAGUCUCAGCCUUGGAUAGCCACUAUCUUCCAAUAUUCAAGGAAAAUAGGGCAGAACACAUUUGUGUGUGGUGGCAGCCUCAUUGACCCUUGCUGGGUGCUUACUGCUGCACACUGCUUCCCCCCGCGGAACACGGAUCCAUCAAGCUACACAGUUGUUCUUGGAAAGUCCAAGCUGGAUGCUGUUGAUGACAAAGAACAAACUUUUCAGGUGGAAAGAAUCAUCAAUCAUCAUGAAUAUUCAGAUGAAGGUGGUGACUUCAACAGUGAUAUUGCUCUCAUGAAAAUAAAGUUCUUCUGGACACGUGCAGUAGAGUCUGAAUAUGUCAAACUAUCUGUUUACCGUUUGAAACUAGUGCUGAUGGAUAAUUCCAGUACCAGGGUGAUGACAACAUGGUCUGUGCUGGGGAUGUGCCAGUGGAAGUCUGAUGCAUGCAAGGGAGAUUCUGGUGGACCACUGGUCUGCGAGCACAAUGGCAGGAUGUCUCUGUAUGGGAUCGUCAGCUGGGGAGAUGACUGUGCUAAAGUAAAGAAGCCCGGCGUCUACACCAGAGUCACUAAAUACCUUUCUUGGAUUGAGUCCCAAAUGAAGGGAGUCAAUUUCAAAAGCCGUAGCCUCCCUAAAUUAAAGUGACCUUUCCUCGAUGCAUGGACCCAAAGCAGGAAGUCUAGAGCAUUCAUUUCAAUAACUGGAACUGAGCCACAUAUUGAUGCAGUACAUUGAAACCCCGAAUGUUAGUUUGGAGUUGAUUUGUGCAUGUUUGUCUCUCGGGUCUUCAAUUUAAAUGCCUAUGUGGUUUGUUUUCAACAUUCAUAGCAGUGUAUCUGAAGCAGUCAGAUAAUCUGUAUCGCCAUUGGCCACUGCAUGGAAUACCUGAAAGUCUUUCUUUCCAUGGAAGACUCAAAUAUUUAAUAUUGAAAUGCAUAUUUCCAGUCAAGAUACUGGACAUAUCACAUUGUCUCCCUACUUUAUAUCUGAAUCACUAUUAGUCACUUUUAUAAGUACCUACGCAAGUUUUAUCAACCACUCAGUUAUUGGUUAUAAAUUGUAAGUUGGUUUUUAAAUGUAUUUUGUAAAUAUUUGGCCUAAAUGAAUAGUUGGUUAAUUUUAACAUUCUGAGGAAUGUCAGGAUACAAAUCACUAGGCAGCAGGAACUCUACACAGUGAGUGCCUGCCACUAGUGAACGAGAGAAUUUUUAUCAAUGCAUUGCCAGGGGCUGACUGCAGUUCGGAUAAGACAAAAACCAAACCAGAACAGAAAAGAAAAAUGCCACACACGUCACGCAUCUUAGAACAAAGGUGGUGAAGCAAUUUAUGAUGAAUACGCUCAAUCCUGUACUCCUUAGACAGGCUGAAUGUUCAUGGAUGUCAACAAAAGUUGUGCUUGUAUGAGGAGCCCUACAAGGGUGCUUUGGUGUAAUGAGGUUAAUUAUGGACUGUGCUGCAAGAAAGCAAGUCAUUAUAAAUAAUCCAAGUUGACUUUCUGACCACCUCUCAGGAAUUUUUGGUCCCUUCCAUAGGGCCUGACCCUGCCAUCUCUGCAUUUCUGUCAUGACUGAUGGCAGGAUUUAAGGAUUCACAAUCACU
Molecule: messenger RNA, 1928 nt
Organism: Chelonoidis abingdonii (Abingdon island giant tortoise)
Lineage: Eukaryota; Metazoa; Chordata; Testudines; Testudinidae
Source: RefSeq, a predicted model, not a curated record